Somion occarium is the source of this 2060-nucleotide messenger RNA. The record is from the annotation of a GenBank genome assembly. NCBI's taxonomy places the organism in Eukaryota, Fungi, Basidiomycota, Agaricomycetes, Polyporales, Cerrenaceae.
AAAAGGAAUGCUUUCGUCCUGGAUACGAAGUACUGCUUAUUUAGGCUGGCCAUGCACCAUGCACCACCAUCAUUAUUCUAUCCGUCCCCGUUACUUCCUUUGCGUGGCGUGUGCGGCGUUUUCAUAAAUUGCUAAUGACAUCGCAAGCGUCCCGUUCAGUUGUAGACCUCCCUAAGCGUUAACACGCUUCUUGCCAAGAUUCCAGGGCUCGCGGCAUACGCCACCUUACAACGCACCUCGGAGGUCGGAAUAUUAACCAUGCCUAAUGGAUGUAUGUGUUUUGCUGAUCAUUAAGACCUAACGCCUUUUAUGACUGCUGCAGAAGAGCAGUCCCGCGAACAACGGUGCUAUCAAGAAUUGGAAUGAUGGCGUUUCAUCCAAAUACUUCCAUCCAGAACCAAUUGUGGAUGCAGAGAGUGAAGGAGCUUGAUUGAUUAGCGUUUGUUCUCAGGCUGUACCACUGUGGUACUCCGCUCAGCAAAACUGUACAUUCUCGGUAUUUCAUGGCCUCUCCAUACCUCUUCCGAAGUACAUGAAACGCGUAUAUCUGCCUCUCACAGUGCCUGCUUACGCGAUCUUAGUUCAUCUCUUCCCUGUGUUGAAAAGGCCAGGCCUCAGUCUCAAUCUCCACCCAACAUUCUUUCCGAUAUGUCUGCCAAACCCUCUACUGGUGUUCGGUUCUACAUCCCCGAUACCUUGCGUAAUUGGCCUUGGCCUCGCCGCCUCAAUCCUCAUUAUGCUGUUUGCAAAGCAGAAUCUGCUGCAUGGUGCGAGUCGUUCAAAGCAUUCAGUCCGAAGGCCCAGAACGCCUUCAAUCGGUGCGACUUCAAUCUCCUUGCAUCAUUGGCAUUUCCUCGUCUUGACAAGGAUGGAUGUCGUAUCGGUUGUGACCUCAUGAAUGUUUUCUUCGUCUUCGACGAAUACUCUGAUGUAGCCGACGCCAAGGAGGUCCGCAAACAGGCUGACAUCAUCAUGGAUGCCCUAAGGAACCCAUCGAUCCCCCGUCCUGUCGGAGAGUGGAUCGGUGGAGAGAUCACGAGACAGUUCUGGGAGAAUGCCGUCAAGACAACGACUUUGACUGCUCAGCGUCGCUUCAUCAACACGUUCCAGCUGUACACCGACUCCGUUGUUCAACAGGCAGCGGAUCGUGAUAACCAUCACAUUCGAAGUGUUGAGCAUUACUUGGAGCUUCGCCGAGAUACCAUUGGCGCCAAGCCGUCCUUCGCUAUCCUCGAAGUCAAGAUGGACCUUCCCGAUGAAGUGUUGAACCACCCGAGUAUAGUUGCUUUAACGUCCGCGUGCAUCGACAUGCUUAUCAUUGGUAACGACCUAUGCUCUUACAACGUAGAGCAGGCUCGCGGAGAUGACGGGCAUAACCUGGUAACGAUCGUCAUGCACGAGCGCAAGUGUGACCUGCACAGUGCACUCGAAUGGAUCGGGAAGCUGCACGAUGAGCUUGCGGACAAGUUCCUGUCCAUCCUGAAAGAGGUUCCUUCCUUCGGCAACCCCGUCGUCGAUGAGCAAGCUUCAGUUUACGUUGACGGUCUUGGUAAUUGGGUGACAGCUAAUGACUGUUGGAGUUUCGAAAGCGAACGGUACUUCGGGAAGAAAGGAUUGGAAAUACAGAAGACAAGGGUGGUUGACUUGCUCCCGAAGGAAACAGGGGAGCCACCUUACAAAUACGUGUCGCCGUCUGCCCAGAGAAAGACAUUCCUGGAUAUUUGGGCGCCCGGCUCCCGCGAUGGGUUGAAACUUCCCGUGUUUGUGUCUAUUGGUAUUCUCUUUGGUGUCUGUUUGCUCGUAUCCCCUUCAAUUUCCCUUGCUUUUAUCGACCCUUUCAAACUCUAAUAUCACUCGAGUCUUCUCGUUCUGGUCACCCGCUCCUUUGGCUUCUUUUCCACAUAUCAUAGAAGUAUCAAGGCCUGGAGCCUUCGCAGCCUUUAUUAGUAUGAGUAGAUAGUGUCGGGCAGAAUGAAUAAUAGGCAAUGGCAUAAUUAGAAUUACACUGCGAACGCCAUCCGGGAUCCUUCCUUUGUAUAAGGUUCCUUAAGCUUAAUUAU